Blepharisma stoltei is the source of this 1623-nucleotide messenger RNA. Lineage: Eukaryota; Ciliophora; Heterotrichea; Heterotrichida; Blepharismidae. The record is from the annotation of a GenBank genome assembly.
AUGAUAGGGAGAGUGGAAAUCGAUCCAAAUUACAAAGUAUCCUUUACUUAGGGACCAAUGAAAGUGGAAAGCUUUCUCCAGAAGCUUAAAAGCCAAAAAGCAAAAGCCAGAAUUUUCAAAAAGUUUAACAAGAGAUGGUUUGUGUUAGAUUUGAAUCAAGGAACUUUUGCUUAUUCACGAAAACAAAACUCAAAUAAAAUUGAGCAAUCUCAUCCAGUUACAGAUAUUAUACGCGUCGACCCAAACCCACAAAUAGCCCAAACCUGCGACUGAAAGUUUGCAUUUACUGUAGAAACGCGAGCUAGGGUCUAUGUUUUGUAUUCUGAAUCACAAAACAUGCAUAGGCUGUGGUGCGUCGCACUGAAGGCAGUACUUUUACCUUCAGAAGGGCCAAGACCGCCUAUAUCUUCAGGUGUACCUCAAAGUGCAGCUGAGGAAUAUCCCAGAAGAUACAAUUCAUCCGGAUAUCCAGAUGAAAGAUACUAUACAAAUCCACCUCCAAGUGAUCAGUAUAACUCUCGAGCAUCUACUCAAUAUAGAAAUUCUUAUCAAGAGCCAGGACAAAGCAAAGCUAAUGCAAGAGGUGGCUAUAAUAAGUUAGAGGAGUUUCCAUCACAUCCAGGAGAUGUUGAUUUUCAGCCUAAUAUAACUAACCCAGUAAACAUUCCAAAAGAAAGCGAUUUCAGAACUAUGCCGCCUCCAAGUAGAAAUGAAGAUCCUUAUACGGAUAAUUAUAGUGAUCAGAAGAGAUCUACUGCAAAUAGAGAUCCAAAUUAUAGAGAAGAGCCUGAGCCAUAUCGAGCAAACGAAGAAGCGCCGAAGUUUAAGCAUUCUUCUAGCAUUCGUGAAGACCCUAGUCAAAUCAAAAGAGAAGUUAGUGAUGUGCAGCCUAGAAAAAGCGAUUUUUCUGGCACAAAUGAGCCUCGAAAAGUACAAAGAGAUGAAUACUACGCUAGAGAUAAUUAUAGGCAGCAACCAACAGCUGAGCCACCUCAAUAUCAAAGAAAACCAACUCCAAAACAGUGGGGGGAUGAAAGAAGUGAUCCAAGCUAUAAUCCUCCAAGGUCAGCUGAUUAUCAAACUGAAAACCGAGGGUAUAAUAGAGAUUACUACAAUCCAAAGACAGCUCAAGAGCCUGUAAGUAAUUUUGACAGAUCAAGAGAACAAGGAAGCUAUGGUCGUCCAGAAGAAUACGGAUACCGGGAACCAGAAAGAAAAGAAGUUCCAAGGUAUGAACAGCAGUCUCAAUAUCAAACUGAGCCUAGACGAGAUGAGGGCUAUAAUCCUCUAAAGCGAGAUGAUCCCCCAAGAGGUCUUUACAACUCUCGCUCAAGAGAAUACCUUGAACUGUCGACAGGCUACAGCUCUCAAUCAAACAGAUACGAAGAUCCCUACUCAAAUUCCCAAACAAAGGCAAAUCCACAAUACUCUCAAGGUUCCUAUACCCCAACUCGGAGAAACGAAUAUCAAAGCUACCCAGCUAAGUCUGAAAAUGCAUGGGGAAAUCAAGGAAGCAGCUGAAAUUACAGCCAGCCGCAGCAAAGACCUCAAUACCAAGAAGUGCAGCCAAGAGGCUUGAACCCUCAAGGAUCUGAUAAGAAUUGGGAUAGCUGGGAUAAUUAA